GGCUUUAACGCGGGCGCUGGCAGCGGGAGGGGACAGCGGUGCCAGCUCCGGCCCGGGGCCGUGGCACAGCCCUCGGGAGGGGACAGCAGUGCCAGCUCCGGCCCGGAGCCGCGGCACAGCCCUCGCUGCCAUGGACAGCCGAAGCCUCCUCGCCCUCCUGGCCGCUGCCCUGGCCGCCCUCCUGCCGCCCCCCGCCGCCUCCUCGGCCCACCGCAAGCUCCUGGUGUUCCUGCUCGACGGCUUCCGCUUCGACUACAUCGAUGACAGCGAGCUGGACGGGCUGCCGGGCUUUCGGCAAAUUGUGAACAUGGGGGUGAAGGUGGAUUACAUGACCCCGGACUUCCCCAGCCUCUCUUACCCCAAUUACUACACACUGAUGACGGGUCGCCACUGCGAGGUCCAUCAGAUGACUGGAAACUACAUGUGGGACCAGAAAGCAAAUGUAUCUUUUGAUAUUGGUGUGAAUAAAGAAAGCCUGCUGCCUCUCUGGUGGAAUGGAUCAGAGCCUUUGUGGGUCACAAUGAUGAAAGCUAAGAAGAAUGUUUCCAUGUACUACUGGCCAGGUUGCGAGGUCGAAAUCCUUGGAGUCAGACCAAGUUACUGCCGCGAGUACUUCAGUGUCCCAACAGACAAAAACUUCGCAGACGCCAUCAGCGAUGCCCUCGAGUCUCUGUGCAACAACAGCGCCGAGAUGGCGGCGGUGUACUACGAGCGCAUUGAUGUGGAGGGCCACCACUACGGCCCCUCGUCCCAGCAGCGCAAGAACGCUUUGAAGGAAGUGGACAAAGCCUUGAGCAACAUGAUCUCACUCAUCAAGAGCAAAGGUCUUCAGAACGAUAUCAAUGUCCUCCUCUUCUCUGAUCAUGGGAUGACAGACAUCUCUUGGGCAGAUAAAGUGAUUGAGCUGAAAAACUAUAUCAAUAUGAGCGACACCAUACAAAUGAAGGACCGAGGUCCUGUUGUGAGCCUCUGGCCAACUCCAGAGAAGCAUGCAGAGAUAUAUCAAAAAUUGAAAGCUGUGGAACACAUGGAUGUUUACAAUAUACAGGAUAUUCCAAACAGGUUUUUCUACAAAAAAGGAAAAUUUGUGUCUCCACUGACUCUUGUGGCUGAAGAAGGAUGGUUCAUAGUAGAGAGCAGGGACAAGCUGCCCUACUGGGAAAAUGGGACAGGGAAGAAGGAGGCCUGGCAGAAUGGCUGGCAUGGCUACGACAAUGAGCUCAUGGACAUGAGAGGCUUCUUCCUCGCAUAUGGACCAGAUUUCCGAUCCAACUAUCGAGCGCCUCCCAUCAGAUCCGUGGAUGUUUACAACAUCAUGUGCAGCCUGGCAGGAGUACAGCCACUGCCCAACAAUGGCUCCUGGUCCAGGGUGGAGUGCAUGCUCCGAAACACAGCCCCCUUGGCACCGCUCCCCCCAUGCAGCAGCUGUGUCCUGGCACUAGCUCUGCUCUCCCUGUUCGCCAGGCAGAUCUCCUUACUGUGAUCCCUGAACAAUGUCAGUCAGUGUCACCAGCAAUUCUAUCCUUCUCUGUUCGUUUUUUUAAAGUUCUUCAUUUGGAUAAUAGCUUCAUUAAUAGAGUGCUGUCCCCCACUCCCCCAUUGUGCUCCACCAGGCAUGAAUCUGACCCAUUCUGCAUUUACAAUGGUUUUAACAUGAAGCCAGGUUUUGUGCUGCUCCAAACACAGCCAGGGACAAUGGUGUGACUCACCUAGAUUUACAGCACUAGCAGUAAGAACAGAAUCUGGCUGGCUAUCCACAAAGUUUUCUGGUGGGUGCACAUGGGGAUCUCUCAACAACAAACAUAUCUCACCGCAGCAUCUUUCACUGAGGAGCUCACCCUCAUGGCUCACCAUACUGAGAAGUUCAGGAGUGGAGACCAACCUCUUUGCAUUUAGCUGGGUUCAUCCUGGUUCAUCCCUUCAGCUCCAGCUCCACCAGCAGCAGAGCUCCAUCUUCUCCUUACAGCGUCAGCCUAGCCCUGCCUAUACAGACACAGUAUUCAAAGAUCCAAGAGCUUUGCUGACGGAUCAUAAUGCCGAGAGGUGGAUCAGCAGGAGAGCAGUGAGAGAUCCUACUUCUCUCAGCCUUUCCUUCUUUAUUUUCAUCAACAUGAGUACUGGCUCUGCCCGUUUCCAGGGCCAGGAUUUCCUCAUGGACCACAGCAGAGGGUAGGGCUGCGAAUGAGAAAAGUGACAGAAACCCUCCACUUCAAAGCCAGUGGGAAAAUGAAUAGACAUCUUGGCACAUGAGGGUCAGGAGGACAUAGGAUGAGGAAGCCUGGCAUUUAACAGCCUCUCUGCUUUUCCUGAUGAAGACAUCAUCUGAUCAUGUUUUGAUGUUUUAUAUCCAACUGCAUUUCUGAAGGUUUUUCAACACUUACUGCUCUUCUACCAGCUUUUGCUCUCCACACCUCUGCCUGGUGAUCAGCACAUUUCUCUUUAUUCUGCAUCAGGGAGAGGGGUCUACACUGAUAGAUCUCCCACCCUCCAAGCUAAUCCUGGUGAUUAUUUCCACCAUGUGCUAUCAAGCACAAGCAAAGUUGUAACAGCAAAGUUAAAUUAAACAGCAGGCGAGGAUAGAGCUGUUGCCAGAGGUGCCUUUGGGAGUGCACAGCACUUUAUCUGAUAUACCUCUGAACCAGGAGCUUUCAGCAACAAACUGCCUUUGGAAGGAUUGAGGUCCCUCCCCACGUAAAAGAAACCUCUAGGACGUACUACUCUACUGGAUCCAGAGACACGAUCCGGGUAUGUGUGGUACAGUGCAUUUAAGGGUGAAUAAUUACACUGUGGGGGGAAAAAAAACAAACACCAAAUUAAACUUGACAAAAGACUUCUGUAAUAGCUGUAAAGAUUUAUGUAAUGUGUUUUUAAAGCUCAAGUGAACCAUCAAAUCAAUUGGGAGAAAAAUGGAAAAAAUCAGGCUUUGUUAUUAGACUGUUGAGUAUAAAAGGCAAUUUAGUGCUUUCGAAGCAUUUGCAGUAGCUGUAAAACAAGCACCUAUUGUUCAGAGUUCCCUGUUGCUCUUUAAUGGACCAGGCUCAAUGAAAAAUCACUGGAGCACAUUUUUAAAGAAAAAAAAAAAAUAAAAGGAAAAAAGAAGAAAAAAAGAAAAAAAACCCCAACAGCAUACAAGAUAACCAAAUUACCAAGUUUGGUCUGAAAAUCAUCGAGAUAGACACCAUCAGUGCCUGCUAACCCCUCCACAACGUGCCGUUUUAAGUCUUAGCAGCGAGCAGAAGCCAAGGUCUUCUUACAGAAGAAACUGAAGGUAUAAGGGUAUAUUUGCCUCCUCAGGUAUACAAACAGAAAUUGAAAUUAACAAAUUAGGUCCCUUGAAUCGUUCCACGGAUGGGCCAUGACAACACUGAUCCUUGUGAGAACUUUGUGUAACUAAUUUUUGUCAGUGUUCAUGUGCAAAUACUGAAGGGUAAAUCCAAUUGCAGUAUGAUUUGACUGACCUUAAUGCAAGCAUUGUGAGUAUGGUAAAAGAUACUUGGUCUGUAAAAGGAAAAUUUGAUGGCAGACCUUCAAGAAGCUCACUAACUUCAGGAGAACAACAGCUCGUUAUUUUUUGAAAAGUGCAUCUUUCUUCCUCAGAAAUGUCAUACCUCUGAAUCAGUUCACGUUCUCAUUCAAAAAUCAAGUGUCUUAACUCUCGCUUAUUUUUCUGUAUACUAUGCAAUGGAGGUGGGUGUAUUUUAAAACCUGUUUCUGAAUGAUGUUUUUAUACAAUGACUGAUUGUGAAUGAGUGAAUAAUUCUAAAAAUGGUGUUAGAAAAAGCACUUCUUUGUAAAUACUGUAAGAUUUUUGAAGAAAAAAACAGCCCAAAACCUUCCCUUCAACACUUUGCCUUUCUUGUCUAAUUGCUGCAUCAAAGUGUGAUAAACAGUGUUUGAAGCUUGUGCUGAUUAAUUAUCAGAAAGACGAAUGAUAACAUUGUUUAGAAAUGGCAAAGUUGUCAGCAUGUAAAUGAAGGACAUUAAAUGCAUCACACGAGAUAAUGUAGCUUGUAUAUGCAGCCCUUUUUUCCAGAUGUAUUUAAUUGUUUAACCUUUUGAACAUCCAUUCAGGAACAUGUCAUUCCCACUAGGCAAUGGAUGUGACAAAACAUUUUGCACUUCUAAGAAGAGAAGUGGAUGCUCUCUCCAGACCCACUUCUCUAAGCCCACUGUGUCACCAUCACAUCAGCUGCUUGCACAGAAAUUAAGAGCAUUGUCACAGGUAUGAGGGUGCACUAAGCUAAGGCUCUCCAGAGCACCCCUUUCCCAGUGGGAGAUAUUGUAAAUGUCAACAAGACCUUGAAAAUCAAUGCUACAGGCCUCGAGAACAAGGGGGCCCUACUCCAUUCUAAGCUCCACAAACCAACAAUGCCCACGGAAGAGACUAAUUUAAUAGCAAUAAGUCUCCAAACCUACUGAGUAGAAUUUGUCUCAUUUUCCUUAUAUUAACUGACCACAGAGCAGGGAGUGGAUGAUGGAAGAGGACCAAUGCAGGUAUACCAGGGAGUCCUUUAAUUCACAUCAGAAUUCCCUCUGAACAAGUAGCACUGCCAAGGUCUGCCAGACAUGCUCCCCUCACAUUCCAUGAACAUGGGUCCUCAGAAAAGAAAGGUGCUGAGGAACUGUCUGCACGGGAAUAAGUCUCAGUCAGCUCCCCAUAACAGUGCCAAGAAUGGCAAUUUCACAGCUAAAUAAGCUGAGCCCUUCUUACCAAUGACCUUGGUGGCCAUGCAAAUGGCAUGGCUGGCUGAGGCUCAGCAGGUGAGCCCUCCUGCAUCCCUCUGGAUGCAACCUGCACCCUUCACAAGUACGGAGACUUCACAAAUAAGGGGUGAAUGAGAAGGUUUUGUGGUGCUGGCCAUCUUCCUUGUCUCCUAACUAAUGUAUCACAAUGUAUCACAAAAUCACAGAGUAUUCUGAACCCACAAGGAUGAUCAAGUCCAACUCCUGGGCCUGGACAGGAUGAUCCCCAAGAGUCACACCAUGUCCCCGUAUUGUCCAAAUGCUUCUCGAACUCUGUCAGGCUUGGUGCUGCGGCACCUGUCAGAUGUUAACCCGGGGGGAGUGCAGACCACACCAGCUCUGGCCACUGGGAAGUGAAAGGCACUGGAAAAGCUCCGUGUAACAUUUCCUCACCAGAGAGGGGCAGGUCGCAGCAAAUCCAACAGGAAAUUUUUUUAAGAAAACACGGCCUAAUGAAGAGGAAGGUUUGAAACCCUGCAUUUUAGCAUAAGAAGCUUUUAACAGCUGUUUUAAAACACAGCUUGUACAAACCCAGAAAAACAUUUUUUGUGUAAGUAACGAAACACAUAUAAGUCAAGGGAAGGUUUAAAAAUAAAGAACAUUUCAGAAUUACAGUUGACUGGACGGAGUAAUUCUCAAGCUUCAUAGAGAUGGAUUGUAUGGAUUAUUCUGGUAUUUCAAAUGCAU
Molecule: messenger RNA, 5430 nt
Organism: Ficedula albicollis (Collared flycatcher)
Lineage: Eukaryota; Metazoa; Chordata; Aves; Passeriformes; Muscicapidae
Gene: ENPP6
Product: ectonucleotide pyrophosphatase/phosphodiesterase 6
Exons: 8
Coding region: 131-1483 (450 amino acids)
Source: RefSeq, a predicted model, not a curated record